AUACUAAAUGGCAGAGUAAAUGUUUUCUUGAUGGAGUCAGAAAGAGAACACAGAUGAGGAAGUACAGAAGCAAAGCAUAAAAUAAGAGAGGAACUGUCUCAGCAGGAAGUUGGUAGGGACUUACUGACAAGCACAGACGUGAGACACACUGAAAGGCACAGGAGAGUAAGGACUAUUUACUGAAUAACAGCAAGGCAAAAUCAAGAAAGAUGUGGAGGGCUGCAGUGGGACACAACGUGACUGUGAAUGAAGCAGGAGGAGAUGACUGGGAAACUGACCCUGACUUUGUGAAUGACAUUACAGAAGAGGAACAGCGUUGGGGAGCCAAAACAAUAGCAGGAUCCGGCCGUCCACAGCAUGUAGACAUAAAGCAACUGAGAAACAAUGUUUCCACGGAGCAUGAAAAUCUGAAAAAGAAAGCGCUUCAAGAUGGUCCUCGUGCAUCAUAUGGAUAUGGUGGAAAGUUUGGAACAGAGAAGGACAGGAUGGAUAAGAGUGCUUUGGGCCAUGACUACCAUUCAGAGAUGGAGAAACAUUCCUCACAGACAGAUGCAGCAAAAGGCUUUGGAGGGAAAUACGGGGUACAGAAGGAUCACACAGACAAGUCAGCUGUUGGCUUUGACUAUAAGGCAAAGGUAGAACAGCAUGCUUCCCAGCAAGAUUAUGCCAAAGGAUUUGGAGGGCGAUAUGGUGUACAGACAGAUCGUGUUGAUAAGUCAGCAGUUGGAUUUGAAUACAAGACAGAGUUACAGAAACACUCUUCCCAGAAAGAUCAGUCUCAAGGUUUUGGUGGUAAAUAUGGAAUACAGAAAGAUAGGCAAGAUAAAUCAGCCCACAGCUGGAGUCACAAAGAAGAAUUACAAACUCAUCAAUCUCAGACAGAUUAUACCCAAGGCUUUGGGGGUAAGUUUGGGGUCCAGAAAGACCGACAAGAUAAAUCUGCUCAUAGCUGGAGUCAUAAAGAAGAAGUAAAACCUCACGAAUCACAAACAGAUUAUACCAAAGGAUUUGGAGGACGUUUUGGAGUACAGACUGACCGCAUAGACAAGUGUGCAUCAGGAUUUGGUGAGAUUGAAACCCCCAGCUCUGCUUAUGAGAAGACCCAGCCUUUAGAAGCUAUGACAAGUGGGGCCCAUAAUCUUAGAUCUCGCUUUGAGAACAUGGCCCGAACAGCAGAAGAAGAGAAUAAACAGAAAGCAGAGGAGGAGAGGGUGAGACGACAGAAGAAAGAAAAGCAAGAACAAGAGGUGCAGCGUAACAGAAAGAUUCAUCAGAGUGCUGAGGAUGAAAAUACUCAACCGGUCUCAAGUUCAGUUCCUGUGCCAAUGCCACGUGUUUCUGCAAAGCCACCACCUGAACAGUUUCCUGAAAAAGAGGUAGAGUUGGAUCCAUUAUAUGAGGAACCACCCCCUGUGCCUCCCAAACUCCCUGAUAUAGAGGAUGAGACAGUGCCUAUUCCUCCUGAAACAAAUGAGGAUGAUGAAGAAACAUAUGAAGAUGUUAUAAUCCCAGCAAAUGAAGCAGAGGAAGACUAUGAAGCCAUUCCAGAUCUCCCACCAAGAAAAUUUGAGGAAGACAAUGAGGAGGAUUAUGAAAGUGUUCCAGAUCUCCCAGCUGAUGAGGCUUUGUACGAGGAGCUACCAAAAGAAGAGAGCCCUAUGUUAACUGCAUCAUCUCAAAAUGCCGGCCAGAAAGGUGGCUCAGGAAUCUGUGCUGUUGCUUUGUAUGAUUAUGAAGGAGGUGGGGAUGACGAGAUCUCUUUCCAACCUCAGGAUUUGAUCACUGAAAUAGAUAUGCUGGAUGAGGGCUGGUGGUGUGGAAACUGCGGAGGGCGUCGAGGGCUCUUCCCUGCCAAUUAUGUGGAACUUCAGUGACCUCCUCUGUAGACUUCCAAAGAUGACAUGGAAUUUUUUUUGUCUUCCCAACAGUUAUUACAUUUUGAGCUGUCAUAAUCCUUCUCAAUAAACAUGUAUUCAAUGUAAACAAUAAUCAUAAUAUUUCUUGCAGUUACCCUUUCCGGCAUUAGGGCAGAAACAGAUCUAGGUUAGUGAUGUGCGGGCCGGCCCGAUAACCUGGGGAACCACGGGUUGGGCCGACACAUGCAUAGUGUUCUCAGACCGAGCUCUUCCUGACGCCCAUCCCAAAAAUGACCUAAGUAUGCAUCACUUCCGCUUACGGCAGCAUCUAUUUAUAGACGCACCCCUGCCUGCCCUGCCCCCUCUGUGAUCUCAGAGACAGGGGAGGGUAUAUAAGGGGAAGCGGAGUGAUGGGUUCGGGUCGGAUAGACAAUUUGUCGACCCACACACCACUACUAUAGGUCUAUCCUUUCUCAUGUACCUGUAUUAAGAAUGUCUGCCAAAUAAGCACAUCUAUCAUAGUAUGGCAUGCAUAUUAAGCGUAUUUAUCUUAGCUGCCCUGCCCCAUGUCACAGAGACCUUACUGCAGUGAUGAGGCUAGGGUAAACUUUUGAAGUAAUGUUUUUUAUAGUGAAUUUACAAAACUGUUGACUAUUAAACAUAUACAUAUAUACUGUAUGUUUGGCAACUAUGGGGUGGAUUGUAAAAUAUAUAAAAAAUGAUAUCUCCCUGUACACUCUGCUGAACACUUAUAAGUCCUAACAUCUAUUUUGGAGCAGCUGCCAAAACGUUCUCUGCCAUGUAUUUCUGGGCAUUCUGCAAAUGCCAUUCAUAUUGCAUUUCAAAUAAAUUCAUAAUUAUUUUCCUCUUACAAUAAAUUUGAACUUCAUUCUGCA
This is a messenger RNA of Xenopus laevis (African clawed frog), 2752 nucleotides long. It is a transcript of the gene hcls1.S, whose product is annotated as hematopoietic cell-specific Lyn substrate 1 S homeolog. Bases 210 to 1874 code for a protein of 554 amino acids. Gene Ontology annotation, biological process: cell migration; regulation of actin filament polymerization. Gene Ontology annotation, cellular component: actin filament; cortical actin cytoskeleton; plasma membrane. Gene Ontology annotation, molecular function: actin binding; actin filament binding. The record is from RefSeq and is a predicted model, not a curated record. The transcript has 17 exons. NCBI's taxonomy places the organism in Eukaryota, Metazoa, Chordata, Amphibia, Anura, Pipidae.